Messenger RNA from Chionomys nivalis (European snow vole), 1717 nucleotides. RefSeq lists its product as uncharacterized. The record is from RefSeq and is a predicted model, not a curated record. The transcript has 12 exons. Lineage: Eukaryota; Metazoa; Chordata; Mammalia; Rodentia; Cricetidae. The coding region runs from base 190 to 1308 and encodes 372 amino acids.
GGGAGAUGGUGGAGGGCAGUGGAGGAAGGAGAGGAAGAAGGAGCUGGGCACAGGCCUGCUCUCUCAGGGCACCUGGACACCAGUUGUGUGGACCCAGAAAGGACCUCUGGCCUGAGGACGGCAGCCACAGGCCUGUCUCCAGGCCUGCCCUGAGCUGAGUGCGUCCUCUGUCUUCAAAGACCUCAGAACAUGGCCACGGACCCCCACGCUUACCACAGGGCCUUGGAUCUGCCUCUCCUGAGCAGCCACCGAGCACAAGGCCCUCACCAGCAGAGCGUCCCAGAUCUUGAGAGACCAUUCAAAAAAGCCAAAGGAAAGAAAAGCAGAGACAAUCGCGCCCAAAUUGAGGACACAGGGAAGGCAGCGCAGCAGAUCUUGCCGGAACAGGCACAGCCCGAAGCCCCUCCAGCAUUCCCGCCCAAGGCCUCAACCCGGUUCCCUCCAAGGUCCAACACCUACCUGAUUACAGGGUUGCAAAAUGAGCUGAGCAAAAGUGGGAUUCUGAAGAACAUGAGUGACCAUGAGGAUUUCUGGAAGCUGGUUCAGGAGGAAGCUCUUGGCGUGGGAAUUAAAGAAAAACUCCAGAAGAUAAGAUUUAAGUUGAUGAACCCCAGGCCCUGGCCACCAGAUGCAGAAACCAGGAGGCUAGCCAGCACUGAUCAAGACCGUGGGGGCCGCCAGGGGGCUCAGAGCCUUCUCUCUCGACUUACGGAAUGGAGGAAACGGUGCCAACAGCGUGCAGUGGCUCCGAGACUGCCCCAUGAACAGGGGGAGAGCAAGAUUGUGUCUAAGACAAGGACAGAUUCCCAGAGCAAGAGAUAUCUCAGUCAGUUGGAUCAAAUGCAUUCCGCCUCCCUGGCUAACAUGGAAUUUUCCAGAAGACUGCUGGAGAGAGACAGCCGCUUUGCAGACCUGCUCGCUGAGCACAGAGCUAGAAGCCUGCUGGAUUACAUGGUCCCACGCAGGCACACGCAGGCAGAUGCUCCACCCAGAGAAAUGGGGGUGGAGGACCCCCCGGUCCCUGGCCAGCAACUUCAAGCACCACCUGCCCUCCGAUUCCUCAAGUCCCACAGCCCAGAAAGUCUGCAGAGAAGUUCCCACUUGAAGACAGGAAGACAGCAAGUGACCCUGUGUGGCAUGAGCAAGCUUUCAGAUCAUGUGAGGGGCAAGCUUGCUCCUGCCGGGAUAACCACAACAGACCCCAGGCCGACAGCACCCCUGACCCUGGAACACGUGAUCCAGACCCAUCCUGUGGUGGAGGCUAAGACCGCACGUCGAUACUGGGUGAACUAUGUGGACGAAGAAUAAGAUUUUAUACGGUUACUAGAUGUAAAGAAAAUCCAAACAGGAAAUGAUAUCUUUCUUUUCCUUUGGUUCAGCAUGAUGAUAAGCAACGAGGCUGACAUCCAGUAAAGAUGUAAAUCCCUGACAUGAGACACCUGGCACAGAUUGUUCUUUCCUUAUAAAGGUGACGUCACCAUGCAGAGCCCAGAGCCAUGAAUUCAGAUGAUAGGAAUGGCCAACACGGACAGGACAGUAGUCCUUGCCAGUCUGCUGAGCAGACUUAGGAAUGGGACUUAAACUGGGGGCUCUUCCGUUCCGCUGGCUCAGCGUCCUUCUGCCUGCUACUGUGUUCGCAGUGCCUUAAGGAAAAUAUGCCUCUUUUCUUUCUUAAAAAAUAAGUCUUUUUAAAAAACUUUUAAAUUAUGAGUGAGCA